AUGUUGCCUCCUCUUGUUUGUGGCAGUUUCAGCGGUCAAGAAGAUGAAGAUGAUAUCGAUGAACUUCUCGGCCCGUGCUCAACGCCAAAGAGAUCAAGAAAGACGAGUUAUUCCAGUAGAAGUAGAGAUAGCAAUAACCCUUAUGCAAAUCGAGGUCUUGAGAAGUUCUCUGCAGUUUUGGCCGAACUUGAAGACAAGAAGCAGAAGAUUUACACACAAAAAGGCUCAGAAGACAUCUCCUUUGUUCGUUUUGUAUAUUCGAAUUCCAACGAUUGGAAACCGAUUGUUGUGAAGGCCAGGGACAGGAAACAAGGCAAUGGUAACAAUCAUGUUGGCAAUGUUAAAGAAAAGCAGAUGUCACGCAUGAAUUCAUUACCAUCAGAAGAUAAACAUGCAAUUGAGACCUCAACCAUUGUUAAAGAAGUUCGACAACAACAGAAAGAGGAAUCCAGCCAAAGACCUGUAAAGAAGAGCAUUAGAUGGAGCUUAAAGUUGGAAAAUUUGAGGCGCCCUUGUUGGUACAUGCCGGUUAUGAUUGUCUUGAUUGUAUUGCUCUUGGUCACGUAUGGAAGAUCAUUUGCGAUACUAUGCACAUCCCUUGGAUGGUAUUUAGUACCUAUGAUUAAACAAAGGAGCUCAACUUCGGAGGAAACAAAGAAGACCAAGAAAGAUUAUGUGAGAAGAUUAGGCGAAAAGAAUAUGGUGAAUGACAAAGUGGCAUCUCCAAAAAGUUCUGGAUCGUCUUCUCCUAAGAGUGUGCUAAGUGAACCAGCAGAAAAACCAACUGGGCUUCAUGCUCAUAGAAAAAGCUGGUAA
Messenger RNA from Coffea eugenioides, 816 nucleotides. RefSeq lists its product as uncharacterized. The coding region runs from base 1 to 816 and encodes 271 amino acids. Lineage: Eukaryota; Viridiplantae; Streptophyta; Magnoliopsida; Gentianales; Rubiaceae. The record is from RefSeq and is a predicted model, not a curated record. The transcript has a single exon.